UCAGUUUUGUCUUGGGUUUUGUCCAGGCUGUGCGCCCCUCAGGGUCCCCUCCUCUCCAACUGGGAAACGCAUACACAAACCUUCAGCUCAAUCAAACCGCAUUCGAGUUGCUGAAUCACUCAACUCGUAUUCGACAUUCCAAGGCAGCAGAUCCACAGGCAAAUUUCUCGGUCCAUUGGUUUGUCGGCAUGGGGAAGUACUAUUGUGACUACUGUGAUGUCUUCCUCGUCAGUGAAAGUCCUUCCGUUCGCAAGGCUCACAACAGUGGUCGAAACCAUCUGACGAAUGUCAGGGACUAUUAUUCUUCUCUGGGUCAUGACAAGGCUCAAAGUUAUAUCGAUGAAAUCACACGGAUGUUUGAAACGGGUGGUGGCAAUUCAACCUCUAAUCGUGGACCAGGUGGAAACCCUCCUGGCUCACAGCCGGGGCCUCCUAAUGCUGGCAUGAGUGGUCCCAUGCGACCCCCCUUCUCGAAUUCGACUGCUGGUCCCAACAUGCCACCACUUCCGCCUGCCAUGUUAGCAUUAAUGAAUGGCCAAAACGGCAUGUCUUCCCCCGGUUCUGGUCCGCCCCCUAUGCGCUUCGCAGGCCCGCCAAUACCAAAUAACAUGCCUCCCGGAAUGAUGCAGCCUCCUCAUGUGAAUGGCUAUUCAUCUGGCCCACUUCCCCCGCAACCUCAACCAGCUUCUGGAGGACAGGGCGCACCACCAUUGACAGCUAGAAUGAACCCUGAUCGUGCUCGUCAACUUGGGUUGAUUUAAGCUUCUAGAGAAUGAAAAUUGCGUUCAGAAGUCCAAAGUACUUAAUCGAUCACAUUGAAAAAGGAAGAAGUACUAAAAACUGAAAGUCAGAAGUAGCUCCCCUGGGAAUCACCCCCAGCCAUUGUAACUCUAAGUAUUAAAAUUGCAAAGAACAUAACAUCAUUGGGCUGUGUGCAAAUCCAAUGAUGUCCCUGACAAAUUCUGAUCUGAUUAAUAGAUAAUUCUGCGGUCUUCAGAAUUAUGGAAUUGCAGAUCCAAUGCUGAGUUUUCUCAUUACAAACUUGACAUUCAAUU
Molecule: messenger RNA, 1055 nt
Organism: Puccinia graminis f. sp. tritici CRL 75-36-700-3
Lineage: Eukaryota; Fungi; Basidiomycota; Pucciniomycetes; Pucciniales; Pucciniaceae
Product: U1 small nuclear ribonucleoprotein C
Exons: 6
Coding region: 189-761 (190 amino acids)
Biological process (GO): mRNA 5'-splice site recognition; mRNA splicing, via spliceosome; spliceosomal snRNP assembly
Cellular component (GO): nucleus; U1 snRNP
Molecular function (GO): zinc ion binding; pre-mRNA 5'-splice site binding
Source: RefSeq, a predicted model, not a curated record